AUGGAGCAGCUAGGAACAGAGUUGGGCCCGAAGGGAACUAGUAGUAUGUCGCACGAUGAUGAUCAAAAUGGACAAAUCACAACAUCCCAGCAACCAAUCAGACAAGAGAGUCCUAAUCCCAGUAGUGAAACAAACCUUGAAGGCUCAAAUCUAGGCGGAGGUGGCGACCAUGAAACACAUGAAUCUCUGAUUGAAAAUACGGAUCUAAAACUGGAUUUACCGGGAAAUUUAGAUCACGAAGAUUUCUCAAAACUUUUGGAACUGGAUUCUAAGAAUGACGACGACCUGUUUUCAUCGACGGACAUACUGGAGCAUAAUAUCCCUGAAGAAAAUGGAAGUCUCACUGAACAUCAUACAGAUGAGCCCGAAACACCGUCAAAAGAUGAGAAAGAACAGAAACUAAUGCCCUUGGAAACCAUGCAUAAUCUUGAAAGCACUAAUGGGGGCAGUAUAGUUGACCCGGAAGAAUCUUCACUUGAUCCGUUAGCUUCUGAAAAUGUUGUCAAUGAUGUAACUAAACUUGCACAGGUCCCUUCAUCCAGCGCUGUCAAUACUCGAGAAGGUACUGCGACAUCUAUUUUGGAAGAGACUGAUAAGAUGGCAUUCGACAAAGGAAAUGAUAUAUUAGCCUCUUCUGCUGCUGUUGAACAAGAGCUGCCGCAUGAGCAGUUGGAGGAUACAAUGGGUAGCCUGCCGCCGGACACAAUCACUGGUACACAUUUAGAAAUGACACAGUUUCACGACACAAAUAUAAACGAUGACGAACAGUCCAAAAUCUCAGCAUAUGCUAGACUUGAUUUCCAAAGUUUUACUUUUUAUGUUCAAACGUUGCAAGUUAUCAUUGGUCGGCGCUCUGAGAACGACUUCUCACACAAGGUGGAUGUCAAUUUAGGUCCUUCGAAGUCAAUUUCUAGAAAACAUGCUCAAAUUUUUUACAAUUUUGGCACAGGGCGAUUCGAGCUUUCCAUUAUGGGUAAAAACGGUGCUUUUGUUGAUGAUACAUUUGUAGAACGAGGCAUAACUGUUCCGCUGAAGAACAAAACAAAAGUCCAAAUCGGGCAAAUACCGUUUCAAUUCGUUUUACCUGAUCAAGACGGUAAAGAUAAGAAGUCAAUAGCUCCUACAGAUGCUAUUUCUCUGAAGGUAGCUCAGGGUAAUAAUGGUAAAAUAGCAGAACAGUCAAAAAGCACCACGCCCCAGCCAGCAGCGGCAACGAGAACUGCUAGUGUUAAGCAAGAAGAGCAGGAAGAUCCAGAUAAGAAGAAACAACCACCUAAGAAGAAGGAUAAAAAAGUUCCUAAACCUCCAAAACCUCCUAAGAAAGUUUACACACUGGAGGAGAUCCCUGUUGAAUAUCGUACAAAGCCCGCGUGUUCUUAUUCGAACCUGAUUACGACAUGUCUGCGAAAGUUUUCAAGCCCGAAAGGUAUGUCAUUGUCUGAAAUAUACGCAGGUAUAAGGGAGCUUUUCCCUUACUACAAGUAUUGUCCAGAUGGCUGGCAGAGCUCGGUGAGACAUAAUUUAUCACUUAACAAAUCGUUUCGAAAGGUCUCUAAAGAGGGCAAAGGUUGGUUAUGGGGACUUGAUGAAGAAUACAUAGCCGAAAGGGAAAGACAAAAGAAAAAACAAGCAGAAGCUGCUGCUGCGAAAGCCAAGGCUGCGCAAUUGAAGCUUGAACAGCAGCAACAACAAAAAGCGAAAAAAGCUGCCGCUGCUGCUGCUGCUGCUGCUAAUGAUAAUAGCACCAAUAUUCGUAGCGCUGCAAACAUUCCAUUAGUUAGAUCAGCUGCAAAACAGCCCAAUAUCUCACAGACGCUUGCUGCUAAUAGAGCUGAUAGAAAGGCGAGUGCAGAUGCUAAUCAGAGAACAAUGAAAUAUCUGCAGGAGCAAUUGAUGAUCUUGACAAAAGACAGGAAAGGCCUUGAUAAACAAGUUAUGGCGAGCAUAUUAACGCAAGCACUAGCUAUGACUAUUAACCAAGUAACACAAGCUGCGAAAUCUAAGGGAAUAACAGGAAAUCCAUUGACUGCGUUGAUUGACAAGAAUCCGCAACAUCUGAAUUUGAUUCUUGCCGCAGCUGUCAACGCAGCAACAGUAAAGGUGACUAAUGGCGAAGUGAAGCAACUGGUUGCUAUGCCACCACCAACAAUUGCGUCUCCCAUUGUGAAGAAAGAGCCAAGUCCUGUACAAAAAAAUACACCCGCAAAUACUGAGUCAAGUCACAAAUUAAAUCAAGGUGGUAACGGCAGUUCCUUACAAAAGAAUUCAGAUGGGUUUGACCCUAGUUCACUGUCAAAGUUUUUCCAACCGAAACAGCCAGCAAGAGUGUCAACUCCAGCUCCCACGAGAAGUGUUCUUCCUCAGAAACGUACUUCAAGUGAAAGUGAGUCCAGCUCCGAAGAAGAAUCUACGAGUGAUGACGAAAGUGGCAGUGAUGGGAGCGACAGCGACGACUCUAACACGGAUGACGGUAGUGAGAGCACCGAUAAUAGUUCUUCAAGUGGGGAAGAUACUAGCGAUGAAGAAUAG
This is a messenger RNA of Lachancea fermentati, 2529 nucleotides long. The record is from the annotation of a GenBank genome assembly. Lineage: Eukaryota; Fungi; Ascomycota; Saccharomycetes; Saccharomycetales; Saccharomycetaceae.